Malus domestica (apple) is the source of this 1438-nucleotide messenger RNA. RefSeq lists its product as uncharacterized. The record is from RefSeq and is a predicted model, not a curated record. Lineage: Eukaryota; Viridiplantae; Streptophyta; Magnoliopsida; Rosales; Rosaceae.
AUCCCUUGUGGCGUGCCCAGUUUGUUCCACUCCUUCGGAGUCGCAGUUUGAUGCCUUAUGUUGAUGGCACUUCUCAGUGCCCUCCUGCUUUUCUCCUGGAUGAUGACGGUCAACAUACUGACACCAUCAAUCCUCUCUUUGAACCUUGGAUCCAAACUGACCAGAUGGUUCUCUCGUGGCUCACUAGUUCCCUCUCUCCUCCUGUUGCAUGUUGUCGUCAAAUGCAUUAGUGAUGCCGAGGCCUGGAAGGCGUUACAGGACCGUUAUGCACCUUCCUCACACAAUCGUGUUAUUCAACUUCGCGGGGAACUUCUCAAUCUCCGCCGUGGUGAUCUCCGUAUUGCCGAUUAUUUGGAUAAACUCAACACCUUGGCUGAUCAGUUGGCCUUAUCGGGUUCUCCCAUUGCUGACGCGGACUUAAUUGCCACGAUCCUGAAUAAUGUCGGCCCGUUGUAUGAGAACACCGUUGCCUCCAUCCAAGCCCAAUAAACUCCUAUCUCGUAUGCUGCUUUGGAAGCACUGCUUCUCAGUGCUGAAACUCGUCAUCUUACCUUCAAUUUGUCUGGCGACACUUCUGCUCCUGCUUUGACUGCUAUGGCUGCUACUCGUGGCCGUCGGUAUCCUGCUCCUGCAGGUUUUGCGCGUGGCGGAGGCCGUGGCGCUGUCCCUCAUCGUGGUAGACAUCAGGCUCGGCCACAUGCUGCUGCUGCUCCUAAUCCAGGACAUCCCAAUGACGGUAUUCUUGGUGCCGGACCCUCACCGUCUGAUUGCCCACCCCUUCGCUGCCAGAUUUGUCGUCGUAAUGGUCACUCUGCCAUUGACUGUUACAACCGUAUGAAUACGUCUUAUGAAGGUCGUGUUCCAAGUGCUCGUCUCACAGCCUUUGCUGCCCAGUCUACCCGUGCACCCCAGUCUGUCUCUCCUGCUCCCACCACAUGGCUUCUGGACUCUGGGGCCAACACCCAUAUUACCAAUGAUCCUGGUCAACUUACAAAUGCACAGCCCUACACAGGCACAGAUCAAGUCGGUGGUGUUCAUGGUGGUCAAGGAUAUCCGCUCGGGGAGGACCCUUUUAUCAGGCCGGAGUAACACUGGUGUUUAUCCAUAUGCAAGUUUUAAUUUCAAUAAAAGACAUGGACUAUUUUUGUGCAUGGGAGUCAAGGUUGAUGAUCGUAUUUGGCACUCCAGACUCGGUCAUCCUUCGUCAUUUAUUUUAAAACAUUUAGUUUCUACUAGCAAAGUGCCUCUUACUAGGCACCAUUUUAAUUAUGUCUGUCAUUCAUGCCCUUUGGGCAAAAGCAAGAAAUUGCCAUUUUUACCAUCAAAUUCUAUUUCCCAUUUUCCUUUACAACUUAUUCAUUCAGAUGUAUGGACGUCCCCUACUUUGUCAAUUUCUGGUUUUCGUUAUUAUGUGAUUUUCAUUGAUGAUUUUUCGCGA